Messenger RNA from Oryza brachyantha (malo sina), 2055 nucleotides. RefSeq names its product mitochondrial-processing peptidase subunit alpha-like. Gene Ontology annotation, molecular function: metal ion binding. The record is from RefSeq and is a predicted model, not a curated record. Gene Ontology annotation, cellular component: mitochondrion. The transcript is spliced from 13 exons. Lineage: Eukaryota; Viridiplantae; Streptophyta; Magnoliopsida; Poales; Poaceae. Bases 104 to 1621 code for a protein of 505 amino acids.
CCUCCCACUUGUCUGACGGGCCCUCGCCUUCCCCUUCCCCAUCUCCGCCUCCGCCGCCGGCGACGACUCCGUCGAGCGACCCCUCCGCGGGCACCGGGCCACGAUGUACCGCGCCGCCUCCGGCCUCGGGGCCCUCAAGCGGCAUGGAUUGGAUGGUCAAAUGUUGAAUAUUGCGAUUAGAUCUGCUAGCACUAGUGUUGCACAGAGGUCAUCAGGUGGCUUCUGGAGCUGGCUGACAGGUGCACGAUCAAAUGCAUUACCUCCUCCAGAUUUUACACUUCCAGGGGUCACCAUUCCCCCUCCGCUACCUGACUUUGUGGAGCCUGCUAAGACAAGAAUCACAACACUUUCAAAUGGUGUAAAAAUUGCUUCUGAGACAACUGCAGGACCAUCUUGUUCUGUUGGAGUAUAUGUCAAUUGUGGUUCUGUACAUGAAACACCUGAAACACUAGGUGUUACUCAGCUGUUGAAGAAGAUGGCCUUUACAACCACUACAAACAGGAGCCAUUUACGUGUUGUGCGUGAAAUUGAGGCAGUUGGUGGCAGUGUCAAAGCAUCUGCUAACCGCGAGAUGACGAGCUACAAUUAUGCAACCCUGAAGACUUACAUGCCUGAAAUGGUUGAGGUGCUUAUUGAUUGUGUACGCAAUCCUGCCUUUCUUGAUUGGGAAGUCAAGGAACAGAUAUUGAAACUGAAGGCAGAGCUUGCAGAAGCUUCAAGUAACCCUGAAACUUUUCUUUUGGAGGCUCUUCAUUCUACUGGUUAUUCUGGCGCUUUGGCAAACCCUCUGAUUGCCUCUGAAUCCUCGGUUGGCCGAUUGAAUACAGCAGUCCUAGAAGACUUCUUAGCCGAGAACUACACUGCUCCUCGAAUUGUUCUAGCUGCAACAGGUGUUGAUCAUGAUGAAUUGGUAUCUAUUGCUGUACCACUUCUGUCUGACAUGCCCAGUGUAACUGGACCAUCAAAGCCAAAGUCUACCUAUGUUGGUGGUGAAUAUAGACGAACUGCUGAUUCAUUGAACACAGAUGUUGCUUUGGCAUUUGAGGUCCCUGGUGGGUGGCUCAAAGAAAAGGAGUUCGUAACAGUAUCUGUUCUACAGACCCUUCUUGGUGGUGGCGGCACAUUUUCCUGGGGGAGACAUGGAAAAGGCUUGCAUUCACGUCUAAAUCAUCUCUCAAGUGAAUUUGACCAGAUUAAAUCGAUAGCUGCUUUCAAGGAUGUUCACAGUAACACUGGCAUUUUUGGAAUUCAUACAUCUACCGAUGCAGCAUUUGUUCCAAAGGCUAUCGAUUUGGUGACCAGAGAGCUCACUUCUCUUGCCACUCCUGGACAAGUGGACCAAACUCAACUUGAUCGUGCUAAAGCAACAGCUAAAUCAGCAAUCUUGAUGAACCUGGAAUCUCAGGUAUCAGCAUCUGAAGAUAUGGGACGCCAAGUAUUGGCCUUUGGUGAAAGGAAACCUGCUGAGCACCUUCUCAAGGUUGUUGAUGGUGUUACUCCGAAAGACAUUACAGCCCUUGCUGAGAAGAUCAUAUCAUCGCCACUAACAAUGGCAUCUCAUGGAAACGUUCUGAAUGUUCCAACUUAUGAUUCAGUCAGUGGCAAGUUCCACUCGAAAUGAGUAGUAAUUGGGCCUUUGUUUUCCUCUCCUGGAGAAGUUUUAACUGUUGAUAGUUUUUCCUCAGGCCAUUCAUCGGCAAGUUUCAGAAAAAAAUAAGUUUCUUCAUACAAUUUUGAUCAUUAACUCUUGGAUGAUUCGGAAUACCAUAUGUUACCGUUAUGCGAAACAUAUGUCCACUUGAGUUGGAUUUUUCUUAUACUGUUCUCAUCAGUUUUAUGGGACUGUAAAUUUUAGUCAACUCUGGGUCCUCUUUCUGUGGCAGCCAGGGCCUUAAGGGUGUACAAAAUACCUACCAGUCUAUUUUAUGCUUAAUUUUUUUUUACAUGAAUGUUGAAACAACACGUGAAUAAUAUUCUACUCCUGCGUGACAGUGAAGCUCUGCUGGAGAUGCCUCCAAUCCAAAUCGAACUGCUAUGAGCCAUCCCAUUCCCGCA